CGCUGAGAGAAGGGAGGAAGCGGCGGCUGCGGGGCUCAGGCUGACAGGGAACUGCGCUUCAGUCGUGACAGGAGCAUCGGGAUCCCCUCAUGUGCUGUGCGCCCCCGCCUCCGGGAUCCCCGUUAUGAGAGGCCAUGGCUUCCCGGCAGUCCCUUUCCCACCUGAAGCUGGAGGCUGAGAUUGAGCGCUGCAGGGCAGAGUGUCAGUGGGAGAGGAUUCCGGGGCUGGUCAGGCAGUGGAACCCUAAGGCGCAGGAGAGCACUGAUGACUUUGCCAACCUGCUGCUGGCCGAAGCCCUGCUGGAGCUCUGCUUAAGGGAGAAUGUGGCCAAACUGAAGGAUUCCAUUCCAUUAGUGGCAAGUAAGGAGCCAAAGCUUCAAGAGGCAAAGAACUAUCUAACUGGCAUUCUAAACAGGGGCAAAUUACUGCCUAAACACAUAACGGAAGCCCUGCUGAUCAUGGGAAAGUUGCAUUACAUGGAGGGAUCGUAUAGGGAUGCUGUCAGCAUGUACGCGCGGGCGGGGAUCGACGACAUUUCGCUGGACGAUGAGCCUCUCUAUCUAAUGCGCCUCAUGACGGAAGCUUUUCUCAUUAAAGGUCUGUCUCUAGAACGUUCUACUGCGACCAUUGCAUCCCGAGCAAGGCUGUCGGAAAGGGAGGAGGAAGCCAUCGCUUGUUUUGAGAAGGCCAGCUGUAUAGGCCAAGUUUACUUGCAGGAGCUAGAGAAGAGCACUAACAGUGCCCACACAAGAGGCUCUAAGGGCAGCUCCCCUUCCCAUGACUUUGAGCUGGGCUACUUUCUUGAAGCUGCCCUCCAGUGCGCCUAUGCUGCACACUUCAAAAGGGGAAAUGUCUUGAAAGGAAUAAAAGAGCUGAGAGACGUUCUGAGGGUUGUGGAGACCAAAGCCACGCAGAACUUCAAAAUGGCAGCCAGUAAGCAGUUGGCCGAAGUCCUCCUACAUUCCUUGAGUGAGAACUGCUACUGGAGUCCCCUCAAAGCCCCUCAGCCAGAGCUCCACAACAAAGAUGCCCAUUCUUUUCCCAACAACAUCCUCAGUCUGAAGCCGCAGACGCACACCGGGGAUAACCUCUAUUGCCCUCAGGACAACAUUGAGGAGGCUCUCCUGCUCCUUUUGAUCAGUGAAUCAAUGGCCAACCGAGAUGCAGUUAUCAGCCGAGCGCCAGAGCAAAAGGAAGACCGUGCUGUGAGCCUGCAGAAUGCAUCCGCCGUGUACGACCUGCUGACCAUCACCAUGGCCAGAAGGGGGCAGUAUGCCAUGCUUUCAGAGUGUCUGGAGCGGGCUAUGAAACUCGCCUUUGGAGAAUUCCAUUUGUGGUACCAGUUGGCGCUAUCGAUGAUAUCCUGCGGCAAGUUUGCAUACGCAGUAUCGGUGCUAAAGGAGUGCUGUAAGCUGUGUCCUUCAGAUCCCACCAUUCCCCUGCUGGCUGCUAAGGUCUGCAUUGGGCCACUGCACUGGUUAGAAGAAGGAGAGUGUUUUGCCAAACUGGUGACUGAGAUGGGAGAAGGUGCCGGAGACUUUCUUGCAAAGGGUUUUCUGGCUUUGGGGCUCGUGUACAGUUUGCAAGCGUCUGAAGCCACGCAGAAAUGCGCUCAAGAUGAUUUAAGUAAGAAAGCUCUUCAGGCUUUACAAAGAGCUCAUGAGUUAGAUCCAGAGGACCCUCAGAUUAUUCUGUAUCUCUCAUUGCAACUGGGCCUUGUGAGGCAGAUAUCAAAGGCAACAGAGCACAUUCAAGAAGCACUCAAGCUCCGUAAGGACGAUCUACACAGUCUCCAUUUGUUGGCUCUACUCCUGUCAGCACAGAAGCAGUACCAGCAUGCAAUAGAUGUAAUUGACAUGGCUUUGUCCGAAUAUCCAGAAAACUUUGGUAUACUUUUCACCAAGGCUAAGCUGGAACGGGCUCUUACUGGACCUGAAGAAGCACUGGUGACGUGUAAACAUAUGUUGUUCCUGUGGCAGAAGUUGUAUAAUUAUUCACAACUAAGCGACUGUGAGAAAGAAAGCAGUUUAGCCGAGGCCCCAUUGACAAGGAAACACAGUGGCAUGUUUCUGGCAGUUCCAGACGCCCAUGACCCUGAGAAUGGUUCCCAGCGGGCUUCCUCCAUUGCCGCGUCGCGCUUGGAACAGGCCAUGUCGGAAAUAACCAUGCACAGCAGCACACAGAGGCAGGGGCCGAUGCAGCAGUGGGUAACCCUAGAACAUAUCUGGCUACUAGCAGCGGAGCUUUUCAUGGAGCAGCAAGAGCUGAAGGAAGCGGGGUUCUGUCUCCAUGAGGCAGGCAGCCUAUUCCCCACAUCACACACUGUGCUGUACAUGCGUGGGAGGCUCGCCGAGAUGAAAGGCUGCUUGGAGGAGGCUAAGCAAUUGUAUGAUGAGGCGCUGGCAGUGAAUCCAGAUGGAGGGAAAAUUAUGCACAGCCUGGGGCUCGUACUGACCAGACUUGAGAGGAAGAGUUUAGCGGAGAAGGUUCUACGGGACGCAGUGAGGAUGCAAAGUACAUCUCAUGAGGCUUGGAACGGGCUGGGACAGGUUCUGCAGGAGGAGGGGAAACACGAAGCAGCCGGGGAAUGUUUCCUAACAGCGCUGGACCUGGAAGCUAGCAGUCCUAUCUGCCCAUUCACUGUUAUACCAAGGGAGCUAUAGAGUUCAGUACCUCCAAACUGCCUACCACUCGUAUAGAUGUUUCCAUUGCAGAAUUCUAUAUGUAUAUAUUGUGUCACUCAGCUGAUUCAUAAAGGCUUCCAGUCUUGUAGGUUUUAAUAUUUGCAGUUGUUUAAAAAUGAGAACAGUAUGAAAAUAUAUCUAUUUUUUUAUAUUUAA
Xenopus tropicalis (tropical clawed frog) is the source of this 2840-nucleotide messenger RNA. RefSeq names its product tetratricopeptide repeat domain 7A (gene ttc7a). The record is from RefSeq and is a predicted model, not a curated record. Gene Ontology annotation, cellular component: plasma membrane; cytoplasm. Bases 135 to 2663 code for a protein of 842 amino acids. The transcript has 20 exons. NCBI's taxonomy places the organism in Eukaryota, Metazoa, Chordata, Amphibia, Anura, Pipidae.